GCUGCCUGAGCCAAUCAAAUGGCCGCUGCUGCUUCGAUUGGUAAGAAUUUCUGGUCAAUCAGAAGACAGAAGAUCGAAACCGCCAGCCGCUUAUUGGAGCGCCUGCUGCCGUUGCCCCGUAGGUCGAAUCGCGAAAAAAGUUGAACGUACCCCCAAGUGUCGAAAACAAGUGCGUGUGCCGUGUGAGGAAAAAUAGUGUCCGAGUUGUUGCGUACGCGUCGCGAAAUUAAAAUAACAUUUCCCGUUCCCACUGUCAGCUUUUUCAGCUGUUAAUUAGUGAAUCAGAGCCGUUUGUCGAAUUGAGAGAAGCCAAAUCAUCAGAAAACAAAAAGCGGAUGGCCGGUCAAUCCAGUCACAGCAGUACAUCGGGAAAAAUGAGCGAAGCUCAGCAAAGCGUCGAAGAGUUCUGGCCGGAGGUGAUGCAGGAAAUGGUCAAAAUCAAACACGUCGAACCUGGCAACCAACUACUUCCGCUGGCACGGAUCAAAAAAAUUAUGAAGCUGGACGAGGACGUGAAAAUGAUAUCUGCCGAGGCUCCUCUGCUAUUCGCAAAAGCCGCCGAGAUUUUCAUCCAAGAGCUAACCCUCCGCGCCUGGCUACACACAGAAGAAAACAAACGACGAACGUUGCAGCGAAGCGAUAUCGCAAUGGCUAUUGCCAAAUACGAUCAGUUCGAUUUUCUGAUCGAUAUCGUCCCGCGGGAGGAAAUUAAACCCGCCCGGCGAGACUUCGAAACGAAACCGUCGACGGAUGAUGUCCAAUAUUAUCUACAGUUGGCACAACAGCAUCAGCAGGCUCUGCAGGAUAGUGGCAGUGGGAGUGGGAGUUCGAGUAGUACAACGAAUGUGCUUCAAAUGCAGACCGCUCCCACGCUUACCCAGGUGAAACUACAGCAGCCUCAGGUUCAAACGUUGCAGCAGACCACGCCGCAGAUCACCGCCAUUGCUGCCCCAACCCAGAACAUCAUCCUCACCAACCCAGCGACGGGUCAAGCUACCAUACAAACUGCAGGAACAACCGCCAUAAACGCUACCCAGCUGACACAAGGUCAACCCCUUCAGCUUAUGCAGCAGGUGCUCACUUCUACGGGAGAAGUGACCCACAUACCCAUCCCACUGACCCAAAGCCAGCUUAACUUCAUCCGAUCCCAGAUACAGCUGGGUGGUGCCGGUACGGCAACAGCUACCCCAACGGCACAACCAACUGGGCAGCCGAUUAUCAUUCAGGCGCCGCAGCUUCAGGCUACACCUACAAUCAUUCAGACAGCUCCCACCGGGUUGUUCUUGAAUGCGGCACAGCUACAGCAGUUGCAGCAGCAGCAACAGCAACAUCAUAUCAUCCAACAAUCACCGAUACAUCAUCAGCAACAGCAACAACAACAACAUCAACAGCAGCAACAAUAUGAGUGAAUGCGAAUGUGUUUCAAUGCCGAAAAUGUAAAUAAUGUUUUAUAACAGAUUUUUACCAACUUGGUAUACAAUUAGGUUAAGCAAUAGUAUUGAUUGAGGUUGACAAAUAAGUAAAUAGUAAGUGUUUUAACGAUCGGCUAUUUUACUUUGAUUCGAAUGGGGUUGCUUGUGAUUUUUUCUUACAGUGGGAGGUAGCAUAACUUAUCAUGUUUUUUAUUCUCAUUCUUGUGAGACGCCGAGCUCCUCGAAAACAUAGAAACUCCCACGGAUUCGUCGCCUCAUUGGCUCCGUUACAGGAAAACUUGUCCGCGGCCCACCAGUGCCGCCCGUCAUCACACAUAGAAACUUCCACCGGCACCGAAAACGAGGAAACAAAAAACAACUCUAAAGCCCACAGCUUUACAGCAACAUUGCGUUAGUUUGGUUGUUAUGAGCUCCUACGCCUAACGCUUUGAUCUAACUUACAAUGAAUUUAUCUUACUUGAUGGAGUGCCUAAACAACCAUUGGCAAAAUAAGAACUAUUGGCAUACGUUGCAAAUAGGACGAUACUGGGUGUCAUUCUGGCACGUAAAAAGCUGAAUAACUCAAUGAAAACAAAUAGGUAACUCAACGUUCAACAUAUUUGAAUCGAAGAAGGCCAUUUUCAUCAGCACCUAUAGUGACAGAUACCGAAACUUGGCGAAAAGUCAAAAUGUAAUUUCAAAUUCUGAUUA
Messenger RNA from Topomyia yanbarensis, 2123 nucleotides. RefSeq names its product nuclear transcription factor Y subunit gamma-like. Lineage: Eukaryota; Metazoa; Arthropoda; Insecta; Diptera; Culicidae. The transcript has 4 exons. The record is from RefSeq and is a predicted model, not a curated record. Gene Ontology annotation, biological process: regulation of DNA-templated transcription. Gene Ontology annotation, molecular function: DNA binding; DNA-binding transcription activator activity, RNA polymerase II-specific; protein heterodimerization activity. The coding region runs from base 336 to 1409 and encodes 357 amino acids. Gene Ontology annotation, cellular component: CCAAT-binding factor complex; nucleus.